Microtus ochrogaster (prairie vole) is the source of this 2533-nucleotide messenger RNA. RefSeq names its product proline rich 5 (gene Prr5). Gene Ontology annotation, biological process: TORC2 signaling. Gene Ontology annotation, cellular component: TORC2 complex. The record is from RefSeq and is a predicted model, not a curated record. NCBI's taxonomy places the organism in Eukaryota, Metazoa, Chordata, Mammalia, Rodentia, Cricetidae.
GUUGAAGUUCAUGAGUUCGCCCAGCCUCAGUGACCUGGGCAAGAGGGAGCCGGGCGCGGCGGGUGCGGACGAGCGAGGCACGCAGCAGCGCCGAGCCUGCGCCAACGCCACCUGGAACAGCAUCCAUAACGGCGUGAUCGCUGUCUUCCAGCGCAAGGGGCUGCCCGACCAGGAGCUCUUCAUCCUCAAUGAGGGUGUCCGGCAGCUGCUGAAGACGGAGCUGGGGUCCUUCUUCACUGAGUACCUGCAGAACCAGCUGCUCACAAAGGGCAUGGUGAUCCUUCGUGACAAGAUACGCUUCUACGAGGGACAGAAGCUGCUAGACUCGCUGGCGGAGACCUGGGAUUUCUUCUUCAGUGACGUGCUGCCCACGCUGCAGGCCAUCUUCUACCCUGUACAGGGCAAGGAGCCGUCGGUGCGCCAGCUUGCCCUGCUGCAUUUCCGGAACACCAUCACCCUCAGUGUGAAGCUGGAGGACGCACUGGCCCGCUCCCACGCACGCGUCCCUCCUGCCAUCGCACAGAUGCUGCUGAUACUGCAGGGGGUACAUGAGUCCCGGGGUGUGACCGAAGACUACCUGCGUUUGGAGACACUGAUCCAGAAGGUGGUGUCACCGUACCUGGGCACCUAUGGCCUCUACUCCAGCGAAGGGCCCUGCACCCAUUCCUGCAUCCUUGAGAAACGGCUCCUGCGCCGCUCCCGCUCUGGGGACGUCCUCGCCAAGAACCCGGUGGUGCGCUCCAAAAGCUACAACACGCCCCUGCUCAAUCCCGUGGCUGAGCACGAAGCGGAAGGCACAGCGACCGGUGGUACAAGCAUCCGCAGGCACUCCGUCUCUGAGAUGACAUCUUGUCCUGAGCCCCAGGGCUUUGUGGACACACCUGGCCAGGGCCCUUCUGGGACCUUCAGGUCCUCUCCAAUGCCCCACUCGGGGCCUUGCCCCAGCAGACUGUACCCCCCUGCCCGUUCCCCCGAGCAGGACCCAGCCCACGGCUCCCCACCCACCUCCAGCCCUGAGACAUUGGUGGACCAGAUCCUGGAGUCCGUGGACUCAGACUCCGAAGGAAUAUUCAUUGACUUUGGGCGGGGUAGUCGCUCCAGUGUGUCUGACUUUGGUGCAACCGGAAGCCGGCCGAGUGUUGUGUGAUGGCCUGAGGUCUGAUUGGGAUGUCCAGUUGGCACCACCCAGACGCACACUGAACCACCUCAAGGAUGGGGCCACCAUGUGCCCUUCUGCCUGCCCCACCCUUGGUGCCCACACCUACCCAGAAAAAUGUGAAACCAGUGGCUUCUGCCUAUGCCAGCCCAGCUUGGCCCCCACAGUGAUGGGACUCCAGCCACAGCCAUACCUGCCUCCCUCUGCCCUGGGUAGCAACAGGAAGGCAUGAAAUAAAGUUACAACUCCAGGCUCCUGUCUUCCCCCUGGUGUCCUUCUGGGACCCCCACCUCAUUCACCGCUCCCUCCUGCCAGGGGCACAUUUCCAAGUUGAGGGCAUGGCCACUUGCCCGUUGUCCACUCCUCCACUUGCUUUCAGGUCCAGUGUCACUAUGUCUUCUUGAUGGAAGGACCUAGAAAGCAUAUAAAGAAGGCCUGACACCUUAGUGGAUGAUAUAAGACAGGCCCUACUGUGGUCCCUGGUUCCAGCCCCAGACAUUGGCUGGGAGGCACACACUGCAGCCAGGGAGGGAAGGGUGUUGCUUGCCCUUUGUUUGGAGGGGGCUGCUGAAGGCCCUGGUGGUACAGGCAGCCCAGCCUUCCCAGCUACUCUAGGGGUGGCUCUUUGCCUCCAGAGAGGUUUGCUCAGAGUCUGAGGGUGGUUAGGACCUCCCUGGUCCUCAAAUGAGCUGAUUCUACCACCUGGUAAAUGGACGUAAGUGUUCUUGAGUGCUGGCAGGGUGGCUACAGGCUUGUACCAGCCCAGCAGCUUACCCCGAUAUGCUAUCCCUGGAGUAGGCCUCUGUCGUGUUGAGAUCCUCUUUAGAGAGCCCGCAGGAGUAUGGUCCUCUUUGAUCACAUGCUGACCCCUGCCCCAGACACUCAGGCCUUGAUGGUCUGCUGGGAAUGACAAGCGAAAUAGCAGCCCCAGGGGCAGGGUGACCAGAUCUCACCAGGACACAGGAUAGGAAGCAGCUAUUUCAUUCUUGGGCUGCAAGGCCUUGUGGGUCCAGGGGAUCUGCUGGAGAUGUUAGGAUGAAGGUUCCCCCACCCCCCAGGGUGGGAGAAACAGCCUGUUCCAGCGAGGGGUGGCCUGCUUGAGUUUCUGUGCCUGUGGUGAGGGCACACACUGGACUCCCAGGCUGUCUCAGUGUCACUAUUGCUGUGAUGAGACAGGCGCAGAAGCAGCUUGGAGAGGAGAGGGUUUGGUUUACAACCCAGACUCACAGUUCUUUGCAGGAAGCCAAGGCACGAACUUGGAGUCAAGGGCCAAUGUGGAGGCCAUGGAGUAUUCCUGCUUGCUUUUUGUGACUUGUUCAGCCUCUUUUCUUUCUUUCUUUCUUUCUUUCUUUCUUUCUUUCUUUCUUUCUUUCUUUC